UCACACUGGCCGUUUGUUAUUAACGUGUUUUUGCGCAAUUUCAGGAUGAAUACAAUUCGUCCUUGCGGUUGCAAGGGUGUUCGCACCUGCUUAGGCUGCGAACAGGACUUUCAGAUAGCGAAGCCCUCGCUGCAGGAACAGUUCCAGCAACUGGAAGCCUGGUCCUACUGCAUCCAGUGCGACCUACUUCAGCCCGGUUGGGAUACCACUAAAGUGCAAAAGGAUCAUGAACAUCACAAGAAGUAUGAGGGCCUUCCGCUGCCUGGCAUCCUGGUGCAGGAGAACUUCCUCAGUGAGGAGGAGGGCUCCCAACUGAUAGCCGACCUGGACGACCUGCCAUGGGACAUCUCCCAGAGCGGCAGGCGAAAACAGAACUUCGGACCCAAGACCAACUUCAAGAAGCGCAAACUGCGGUUGGGAUCCUUUGCAGGAUUCCCCAGGACAACGGAAUACGUGCAGCGGCGCUUCGAAGAGGUUCCCCUGCUUCGUGGCUUUCAGACCAUCGAACAGUGCUCCCUGGAGUACGAGCCCAGCAAAGGUGCCAGCAUAGAUCCGCACGUGGACGAUUGCUGGAUCUGGGGCGAGCGAGUGGUCACUGUCAACUGCCUCGGCGACUCUGUGCUCACUCUGACGCCCUACGAAGUCCAGCAACCGGGCAAGUAUAACUUGGACUUGGUGGCUAGCUACGAAAAUGAACUGGUGGCACCUCUGUUGAAUGAGGACCAACUUGCCAGUUUCGAAGGAAAGGUGUUGCGGAUUCCUAUGCCAAAUCUGUCCCUGAUUGUGUUGUAUGGACCAGCGAGGUACCAGUUCGAGCAUUCUGUACUCCGCGAGGAUGUCCAGGAACGCCGCGUUUGUGUAGCCUACCGGGAGUUUACGGCCAUGUACAUCAAUGGAGAAGAUAUCCAAGAGGGGGAUCCUGUCCGAGAAAAGUCCCAGAUAUUUUGGCAAAUAAACUAGCAAACAAGAUCAA
This is a messenger RNA of Drosophila santomea, 973 nucleotides long. Its product is annotated as alpha-ketoglutarate-dependent dioxygenase alkB homolog 4. Bases 46 to 960 code for a protein of 304 amino acids. The transcript has 2 exons. Gene Ontology annotation, molecular function: demethylase activity; oxidoreductase activity. The record is from RefSeq and is a predicted model, not a curated record. Lineage: Eukaryota; Metazoa; Arthropoda; Insecta; Diptera; Drosophilidae. Gene Ontology annotation, biological process: oxidative demethylation.